This is a messenger RNA of Zophobas morio, 691 nucleotides long. Its product is annotated as zinc finger Ran-binding domain-containing protein 2-like. The transcript has 5 exons. NCBI's taxonomy places the organism in Eukaryota, Metazoa, Arthropoda, Insecta, Coleoptera, Tenebrionidae. The coding region runs from base 139 to 678 and encodes 179 amino acids. The record is from RefSeq and is a predicted model, not a curated record.
ACAAUCAAAUUAAAAUAAAAUGCCAAAAAGUGGACCACCUACAAAUCCAGGUGCGGAAAUAUUAAUUUUAAGUUCAGAAAAGUUUGUAAUAAAUGUAAAUCCGCAAAACCAGUGUUAGAGGAAAAAAAGGUAAAAAUUAUGGGUCGUGAAUUAGGAGAGAAGGCAGCUGAAUUUUCUAACGGAUUGUUUAGCGCUAAAGACUGGGCUUGCUCUGCUUGUGGGAACAUAAACUUUGCUCGCCGGUUAGCUUGUAACAUUUGUGGGGUUCAAAAGUUUAAAGCCGUCGAAGAUCGUUCAGGAGUCGGUGGUGGGUUUAACGAUAGAGAAGGUCUCGAGUAUAAAGAAGUUAUUGUUGAAGAAGGCGAAUACGACGAAUUUGGUCGUAAAAAGAAAAGAAAAAGAAAUACCACUGCUCGUAUUGCUGAUCCAUUAGAAGGAGGGAUGGAUACUGGAAAUAUGAAUACCAAAUCCACUACUGAUUUUCUAAAGGAAAAUCACCCACAGGGUUUACAUGGGAAUCCAAAAUCUGAUUCCCAGUCAAGAUCGCGCUCCCCCGUGAAAUGUAAAGACCAUAAAUAUACUUCCCGUCGACGAUCAUCUUCAAGAUCUUCAUCCCGAACUCGCUUGAAAGACUCGAGAAGCCGCUCAAGAUCGCGAUCUUUUUCAAGAAGCUCUUGAAUAUUGUUUUAUU